AUUCCCGUGAGGUUCCGGGGCGCGGCAAAUUCGUAUGUCAUGGCUGCUUCCUGGUCUCUGGGAUGUUCCUUGACCGCUUGUGGUUAAAACCGCCUGGCUAUGUCGAGCGAGUCCCCCCUGCUGGAGAAGCGUCUGUCGGAAGACUCGAGCCGCUACCUGCGGCUGCAGAAGUGGGCAAACAUGUCGAGCGCAGACGCGUUAGGGCUAGAGAAGGAACGGCCUGAGGAGAAGGCGGCCGCGGCGGAGAACCCGCUGGUGUUCCUUUGUGCCCGCUGUCGCCGGCCACUGGGCGACUCGCUCACCUGGGUGGCCAGCCAGGAGGACACCAACUGCAUCCUGUUGCGCAGCGUCUCCUGUAACGUCUCUGUGGAUAAGGAACCGAAACUGUCCAAGUGCAGAGAUGAAGACGGUUGCAUCCUUGAGGCGCUGUACUGCACGGGCUGCUCCCUCAGCCUUGGCUAUGUGUACAGAUGCACUCCUAAGAACCUGGACUACAAGCGCGACUUGUUCUGCCUCAGCGUUGAAGCCGUUGAAAGUUACACCUUAGGGUCCUCUGAGAAGCAAAUCGUGUCAGAAGACAAGGAGCUUUUCAACCUUGAAAGCCGAGUUGAAAUAGAGAAGUCUAUAAAGCAGAUGGAAGAAGUCCUGACAGCCCUGCAAAAGAAGCUACGGGAAGUUGAAUCUAAACUGUCCUUGGCCAGCCGGGGCAGCUGAGCUGUGUCCCAUCCGCCACCAUGCCCCACCCUCAUUCCUAACAAACUCUUUCUCUGCCUUUAAUUUAGGGUAAGAGGUAACCGUUUCCCGUGUUUGAAUUAUAAGGCCAGUUUAUGGGAUUUUAAUGUUUUAAUUUUAAUUAAAAGACCAGGGUGAUUUUCUGUCUUCUUUUUCUAUUAAAUUUGUUGUUUGUAUGUAUGUAUGUGCAUGUAUGUAUAUAUGUAUGUAUUUUUAUAUCUUUUAAAAACUUUGUUACUUUUAAUACUUUGAGUACUUAAGAGUAGAGAGAAAAAUCUUGUUUUACCCUUGAAAAUUAGUGCUUAAGCCUCUCUGGAAAAAUUGUCAGUUGACUUGUUAGAAUGAUUUAAAUUUGUGUAAAGUAUCAUUGUGUCAUGAGACCCCCAUUUUGCUGUGUGCUACUUCAUGCUUAAAGAGUCUGGAGGCUACUCAACCGAUAGUGCACUCUCUGGGUAAGAUAUUAGUGGACUGUAUUUAGAUUUAGAUUUUCUAUAAUGCAAUACCUUUAUAAGGAAUGUAUUCAUUUUUAUAAUAAGAGAAUAAAGAAUUCAAAAGUGCUUGAACGUUC
Mus musculus (house mouse) is the source of this 1300-nucleotide messenger RNA. RefSeq names its product MIS18 kinetochore protein A (gene Mis18a). The transcript has 5 exons. Gene Ontology annotation, molecular function: identical protein binding. Gene Ontology annotation, cellular component: chromosome, centromeric region; nucleus; chromosome. The record is from RefSeq and is marked validated. The coding region runs from base 100 to 714 and encodes 204 amino acids. Lineage: Eukaryota; Metazoa; Chordata; Mammalia; Rodentia; Muridae.